UGAAAUUUACUUUCACCGAAUCGGUUCACGACAGCACGGCACUGGCAUCGGGUGGAACACACUCGACGUCAAAGUAGCACUUUAGAAGAAAAACAGAAAACCUGUUUCCGAAAUAUGAAAAUAAUCUAUCAGCAGAGGUCAGGUCGAAAAUAUAAAAUUAACCUGACCGUUUGGUUCGCCCGCAGAAGACUUUCGGUUACUAACGGCACUGGAUAACAUUUCAUUCUGUUCGUAGCAGUUCACCAAUCGACGUUAGAAUAUGGAGAGGUUACGAUUUGGAGUAAUUGUCGCAGUCGCAGUGCUAAUUGGGUGCCACUCGGUGGCUUGUGACAGUGACGAAAAAGAAACCGCAACUACCGUUGGUGUAACGGGAAUGACGAUCGGAAGCGUCACCGAAACCAUUACCGAAACAAGUACCGAAGUGGCGGAACCAGUGAAACUCAGUGCAACCGAUCCAAUUGCCUACGAUGAUCGAGAGGUCACAAAUUUUUUCAAUUCAGUGAAGCACCAGCUCCGGUGCGGUUAUCCGAAGUUUGGCAUUCCUUCUUUGGUGCCGUUAAAGCUUUCGUACAGGUUUAAGACGACUUUGGAUUUUUUGAACCUCAAAAAAGUACAUGUGAGCGCUACAAACUUCGUGAUUCAUGGAUUGGACAAUUUUAGUUGGAGAGCUGCGAACACUUCAUUCAGUCGCAGCCGUGCUAAUUUAACAGUCAACUUUCCCAACGUCACAAUCACAGCGAACACGGCGCUAAAUGGAGCGAACGGAACUUCGCGAGUGUCGCUGUACGAUAUUCUAGUCUUCUUGCAGGCUCGCUAUGAGGAGAAAGACGAUUUGCUUUACGUGACCGAUUUGGAUGGUAAUUUAUCGGUUAAAUCUUCCCUGGUUAAGCUAGCCCAUCUUUUCCCGAAGAGCGCGAAACUCACCAAGAUCUGGAACAAGGCCAUCGGUGAUUCGGUGCCAAUCGUUGUCCGGUUGAUCGCAACGCGUAAAAUCAGCGCCGAGUUCAUCAACCGGAUCGUCAACGGGUCCAAGUACUACGCCCUGAACACUGCCAACAGUGCACUUUCGUCGUACAAACUGAACUUUGACGGAGUUGUCGAGAGCUUUAAACGGUUUGCGGAGCAAACCCACGAUUCGCUGAUGUGCUCGGAGAAUGAGGUGAAAGUAGAGUCGCGGAUAUUCUGAGUGGGAUGCCGAAAGUCGAUGAGGCCUUUUCAAUAUUCAUCAGACGGAUUACCCAGCCGAAUCGCAGUUGGAUGAUCAGUGAUCGAUAUGAUAAAUCUUUAGAAUAGAAAGAACAAUUUUAAUUUAUUGUAUACAUUACCAUCAGGAAAUAAAACGCAUUUUAAUUUUACGCUAAA
This is a messenger RNA of Wyeomyia smithii (pitcher-plant mosquito), 1362 nucleotides long. RefSeq lists its product as uncharacterized. The transcript has 4 exons. Bases 260 to 1186 code for a protein of 308 amino acids. The record is from RefSeq and is a predicted model, not a curated record. Lineage: Eukaryota; Metazoa; Arthropoda; Insecta; Diptera; Culicidae.